AUCAUUAUAGGAGCGAUCCUUAAGGAAAACUUUCGUUUUAGUUAACUUAGAGGUAUUACAUUGUGUAGCGGUUCAAUAAAAGGCGUAACUGCCAUUUGUACAGGCGCAUCCUCCAUCUUGUAAAGGUCUAUUUACUAACAGUUACUUUAAUGCUGUUGUGGUACGCCGAAUAAUCAUCUGCGCAAUUUCGUGUACAGUGUGAUCCGAACUGACUUCCUGGCCAAAUUCCAAUCAUGUCCUCUGCAUCGCCAGGUGUAGAUUCGGCCUUCAAAAAAUUACAGAGGUUUCUCUUUAUGGGAGCUGAGAAUAAUCGGUAUUUGCAUAGGCGGCGUCAGUUGACUAGCGACCAUGCAUGGCACAUCAAAGAUCUUAUACACCAAGGUCGUGGAAUAGAAAUCGUUCGCGAAGUCGUACGCUUUUCAACGGAGCAAAUAUCAAUAUGUCCAGAGGCGCUUGCUUUCGUCUUGGCUAUCUGCGCUCAGUCGACGGAUCAGGCGACAAAAAGCGCAGCCUACAACUCCUUGAAGCAGGUCUGUAACACGGCACAACUACUAUUCGCGUUCACCAAAUUCAUGGAGGAAACCCAACGGCCAAUGAGCACCGGAUGGGGCCGGGCUCAUCGGCGAGCCGUUACGAAUUGGUACUGUAGUCGCAGCCCGACGGAAUUAGCUGAAAUUGUUACAAAGACGGUAUCUCGAUAUCGAUGGUCACACCGUGACCUGCUCAGAUUGGCUCAUGUAAAACCGCCUACACCUGGAAUAUCAUGUGUUUUUCGCUACGUGUCGAAAGGAUUUAUAGCCACACGUGAAGAGUAUGCUUCGAGCCAAGAUCUAGAUGUACAAGACGCGCUGCGCUACUUACGGGCUGUGCAUGAACUUAAACACGCACCUACGGAAGAUCAAGCCGCCUCGAUUAUCGAUAACCGACAACUUGCGGUGGAGCAUAUCCCGACGCACCUUUUGCGAUCGCGCGAUGUCUGGCUUGCCUGUCUUCCACGUGCGCCGAUUGAAUCGCUACUGUUAUGGCUACCCCACCUUGUGCAUUCGAAUCUGCUUCGUCCAAGUCUCGGUUUACUUCGGCCACUUUUGCAAAGAAUAUCGUCGGACAACGUGAUGUCGGCAUGUCCUUGGGGUCCUUGCGCAACUUACCUUUUGCUACGUGCGGUCGGUGGUGACGGAGGAGGCUGUGGAGGUUUUUCGGUGGUAAUUGGCGACCCUGUGAUUCUCCCCCCAACAACAAAAGUACCUCCGGUGCCAAGACAGCUUCAACAAGUCCUUUACACUUUGCAUAUGGCGUCGUUUAAGACAUUAAAGCCAACGAACAAACGAUACCUUGUGGUAAUGGAUGUUCGAGGUACUAUGUGGGAAGGCGGGCCCGCUGGCAACCCAGUCACUUCCAUCGAGGCGUCAGUUCUCGUCGCCAUGGGACUAUGUCGAGGUGAGGGACUAACGGGUGGUCGUGUUCAGGCGUUGGCUUUUGGCCGAAGCGGCCUGCGGGAUCUUGAAAUCAAUGCUAAAAUGACGAUGGCGGAUAUUCUACAGAGAUGCGAAGCUGAACCCGGCGGAACGGCCAGCUUAACACUUCCAUUAAGGUGGGCAGCUCAGCGAGGUUUGGAGUUUGAUGUGGUAAUCGUUUGUACGGAUCGGCAGUGUAAUACUGAGGAUACUGAGCACCCGGCGCAAGCACUCAAAGACUAUCGAAGUAUGGCCAACCUACCUAAUGCAAAAUUUGUGACCUGCGCCUGGACGUCACGCGGAUUUGCUGUAGCCCCACCGGAUGAAAGUGCAAUGAUGGACGUGUGUUGUUUCGAUGAAAGCACCCUUAAACUGAUCACCAAUUUUGCUAACGACAAUUUCUAACAAAAUUCUCACUGACGGAUGCAAAAUAUCAUCUUCAGGGAGCUACAUUAACCUAAGCGCAGAACUGGUGAAAUACGUAAAAUGACAGUGAACAAAUGCGGGAAAGAAAUACACAGACAUUUGACAAAAAUCAAACGAAGAGAAAGAGAAGAUUGAUAUCAUUUUGCCGGGUACAAGAUCAAAAUUGCAACAACAUCGAACAACAUCCGUUUUGAAGACUAUAAAAGUUCGGGGUAUCCCCGGCAUAGACCCUCUCUCCACAGCAAAUGUACAGGAAGUGGGUAAUUGUAAAGAAAGAUUCUAUGCUGAUUAAAUGAGAAUAGAAUUCUCAAAGAAAUUACCAAUUUAUGCCUGGCGCCAAUGGCGAUGAAGCGCUGAUGUUGAAAGGAUUUCGAUAUUUCUGAUAUUUACGUUAAAUUAUAUAGCUGUCUUUCUCCAACUAUCACAAGUUGUAAUCAUUAUCACCAUGGACGUAUGGAAUAAGUGAUACCUAAAUGGCAAUGGCAUUGUCUGGAAAGUGAACAUGCGUUUAGUAAUUGAGAACGUACGUGGCUAUUGAGUUGACGGUUCAGCAUCAAUCAGCAUUUCAUCAAGCGUUGGCGCAGGAUAGGUAGUGCAUUGAUAUUACUAAUACUAACUACUAAUCAAUUAUAAUGUCCGUUAAAAAGCGGAUAGUGUCUACUUUUCCUCGCCUAUUAAUUACCUCACACUUUAUGUAUACCUUAUGUAUAUUAUAUAUAAAGAACGGCACCAUUAUUAUUAUUCUUACUACAGCUAUCCUACUACAGCUAUUGAUUGGAGCUCUGGCGAUUGUCGCUAUACAUAUACAUGCUAUGUGUACAUUUACACGUAAUGAGAUAAAAUGGCAACCAUAUAGUGAUUGCGUUAGCUUUUCCAUAUAUUAUUAUCUAUUAAAAGCAGUCAUGAUAAGCGAUGUACCAAACGUACGAAUUGGCGUGAAUGUAGUACACGUUCGUGAAGUGUUUUCACCGAUGUUUCGAAUUAUGCUUAGGUCGGAAGAGAAGCACCUAUAGCAAACAACAAGCAAAACAUUAUUGCUGGAAUUAUUGGAAUACGUAAACGAUUCAGACGCUGAAUGAAGCUAUCGUUCCAUACGUGGCCAAACCAAAAAACGCCGACCAACUUUAGGUGCCGCGAAAAAUUUACUUGGCUAAAUCGUAAUCAACUGAAGAUUUAGCUAGAUCAUCUAUCAAAUGAUCACCGAUGAUUACGACUACACUGUGCAACAGUUAUCAAACUCUACGGAAGAUUUAAAUAACGCAGUCACUGAAAAGCGUCGUUGUAGAAUUAUUUUCAGUCCAUUUUGUGAAGUUAUCCUUUGUCCUCCAUUACGACGAACAUGUUAGAUCAUUAUGGUUUUUGUUAUACUAUUAUUCUUAUUAAUGUAAUUAGGGAUAUGCAUCUGUUCUCCUCAUGCGUUGUCAUAUAUAUAUAUAUAUAUAUAUACACGUGUGCUACCGCUCUUACUAAUAUUAUAUAAACAUAAUCAUGAUUACUCGUUGUAGAGUUAUUUUUAAGACCAGUAUUACUAUCGUUAGAGAAAGCUCUCCAUAUAAUAUAUGGUCACUAAUAAUGACCAUAUAUUUAAUUUUGAUGAAUAAGUAUAUGCGUGCGCUGGUCGACUGCGUCUCGACAUAUAUCAAGCAUUUAUCUGGCCUGUAUUUGCUUAGCAAGCGCUCUUACAAUUGUAAUCAUAGCAGAGUUGUAGCAAAGUCCUACCUGUAUCGUGGCACAGAGCAACGCGCUGUUUAUUGGAGUGCAUGUAAUCGUGUAUAUAUAUACACCUUGCUGAGGGCAUAAGAAAUGUUGAGAGUGUUAGUAAAUGACGAUCGAUGAUCAUGGGUGGGGUUGUACUCGGUACACUGACAUACGUUGAAGAGGGAAAUUGACGAAAAAAUAAAUCUUCUAUUUUGAGGCGUCAAGUUCUAAGACAUCCUGUCUAGUUGCGCGGUGUAUUUUACCCUUUAAUAUACAAAACACGUAGUUGUUUGUGUUAUCUAUUGAAAGUAUUUCUAGCCCACUGUAUCACCUCCGAGGCUCUAUUCUAAACAUCCUUCUCCUAACAAAAUCUUGCAUUUAGCGAUGAUUCAUAACGAGGAAGAAAUAUUCAUAAAAUAUUUCAUCUACAAAAGAUGAUAAUUAAAGCUUUAGUACAUUAAGGGUGUUCGCUUAGUAUAUAAACAAGAUUGAGAGAUAUUGACCUAUAACUUUUCUCAAGGCACGUAUAUGCCCUAACCUCUUUUGCGCUUUAAGUAGCUUGUGAUAUUCUUCGAAUGAAUAGAUGCAACCAGAAGUCAGUGUUACACGUUGACAAGAAAAAUUAACGAUACCUUGCCUUCACGGCAUUUUGUGGUAGGAUUACGCUAGCAGUUGGCAGAACUCUUCUAUAUAACAUAAACAAGCGCUGCUUGAAUUAGUCUGUUGACAAACGGAUUCGUCAUAGGACUGUAUCUAACAAAUUCUGGGGCGCUUCAAGUGACGCUUCUUUCGCGCUCCUUUCGCAAUUAAGAACACAUAAUUAACACAUGAACACAUUAAAACACGUAGCCCAAACUAGUUCACGCAUAUUAAAUCGGUGAGCCGUACAACGGAGAAAUUAUUGCCAUUUGUGAUGAAUUCUUUUUACGAGAUAGCAUUAGGAUAUAACAAAUAUUCAGUGCACAAUGGAAUCGUAGAGCACAACUAUGACCGUAGUAUGCUCUGUUAUAAAUAUUACCCAGUUUGACUCAGUAUCGUGAUAUGAAUAAAACUGUGAAUAGAAACGUCAGACGAGCUGAGAAAACUCAAACAAGUUGUCACGUAAGUAAACUAAUCUGAUAUAUUUAUCGGUUACAUUACUUUUGCUGACAAGAAAGCAAAUUUCAUAUCGAAUAGAACCGCUUAUCGAGUUGAGGUUGCCAUAAGGUAACGAUCGAAAAUAAGAGGAAGGCAGAAACAAACAAAAAAAAAAUCAGCCGACUACAUAUAUUAAGUUAUGCCAGCCGUCUUUUCAAAUCACACUGACAUGCUGGCGGGCACAAGGAAGUACAUAGAUCGCACGAAUAUAAUUACGACUAUAUUACUAUUAUUCUCCCAUGUCUUUAACAGGAUAUUGUCGGUAGCGUCUGUGGUCUGGCAAAGCGUGAUAUAUCGUCAUUGAUCCGGUACUAGUGUCAAUCCCUUUGCUGGAACGCGUUACGACGACCCAGGACAAAGGAAAGCGGAUGUCGAAACGAGUGUUGUAGCCUUCGUAGAAAAGGCUUAAGGGACAAAAAAUCCGUGCACGGGCGAGGCUCUUCAUUUAAUGUGACCGUGUUACUGCCAGCACGCAUUACUUAAUGGAUGAAGUCCACGUAAGUUGGCAGAUUACGAUUCACACUAGCGUUCAUGCGUUUGCAUGGAAGUGUAUUAGUAUCUGCCUUGGUGUGGUGUAGAUAAAAGCGGCGCGAAGAGAAAGAAUCAGAGGAAUACAAUUCGAAGUUUAAAUUGUCGUAAAUUGGAAUAGCCAGACAGGUAGGCAGGCAGAUAAGAAGGUCAGUUCAGGUUGACACACAAACAAAAUCAGCCGUAAUCAGUGAUAUUGAUAUAUAAUUAUAAAGAAUAAGAACAUUAGAAAGAUAAGCCCUAGAAUUAUAUUUUAAAUGUGAAACUUUCGUUACCUUUCUUCCUUUGGUCUAAAAAAGUAACAAACCAGAGAGCAACAGAUACCAGCGCCACAGUUUUCGUUUCGAAAAAAUAGAAUCAUUGUACGAAAACCGUGUAUUAUCAUAAAUACUGUAAUUCUGAUUAAGAUUACCAGUUUGUUACGAUGGCGUAAUGAAAAGAAAUAUGGAUCAGAUAAUGAAAUAACCUCUAAUACUUGUAUAUGCGUUUGUAUAUAUCUCAAUAUAUAUAUAAGAAAUAAAUGUAUUAAGUCGAGGACGAAACCGAGGAACAAGUUUGAGUUCAGGCGUGCCAAAGGCACUACAAUAAUAAAACAGUUGGUUAGAUUAUAACAUAACUUUACGUGCAAGGAUAAUAACAACAACCGAAACCAUCUGUGUUAGUCCUGAACAUUUACUAUUGUUCAGUUUAUAUUACUACCGCUAGAAAGAUAGUCAUUUGUAGCCAUGUUUACAAAAGGGUCUAGCCUAACAUGACUUUGUGAAAUCGCGCCGGCUAAUUAAGCUAUAUGAGAAAUCAUAUUACAAAAGGAAAUUGCAUUACUGUUUAUUGUAAGAAUAACUUUUCGGCUUAUCAUUUCUAUGGACGACGGCGUACAUAUCCGGAUCAAACAGAAGCAGGUCGCUCUACGAAUUUUUGUUUCAUAUACGCAAACAAAGAUAACUGCCUCUUGUCAUUACUGAUACUUAGUUUUAUCUUUUUCUGUCUCCCAAUAAUAUUAUGUAAAUUAAAAAAAUGAAGAGCUACAGCAUAAACUAAAAUUGAUUUUAUCGUGAAAUCUUACGAAUGCAGGCAGUAUGCCGAAUAUAAAAAAAGAUAAUGGAGCUCUUUUCAUGAAAAAAUAGGCAAAAUUUAUAUAAAAGUAUAUACGUAUACAUUUCGCAACACACAGAAUAUCUACAAAUCAGUUACAUUUCUACUAGAAGCAGCAAUUGUCAGGAUGUUUAUUAAUGCUCUUUUGUGUCUGACAUGAGAACGCGGACUCUGUGAAUGUUAUUUUUUGUUAUUUGAAAAUGCAUACAUACAUACACUGUUGUAUUUUUCUGGUGCGUAGUAAUCAGAAGCUAUUCUCAAACAAUGAGUCGGCAGAAAAAUGAACGAUUUUGGAAUAUUUUCUACAAAAAUAAAGCAAAUAAAUGAAAGCUAGAGAAAAUAAGGUAAAUAAAUGUGUGAGCACCAAAAAGUUAGGGAGACCAGAGCUUAAAUGAAUGCGAAUGAAGUACGAAAUGUGGAAACGAAUGUAUAACAUAAUGAAGUAAACAGAAACAAAUGUAGACUGUGAAGAAAAUUAAAUUGCACGUUUAUCGCAAAUUUGUUGGGCUAAUAUAUUUGAGCUCAAAACCUCUACUCUCUAGAUUGAAAAAUGUAACAGUAAAUAUCAGAAUUGAUGCCAAUAAAUUCGAUUGGAAUACAUAUGAGUCAGAGACGAAAAUAAAUUGAACGAAGAAUCAAUGGAGACACAA
This is a messenger RNA of Varroa destructor (honeybee mite), 6985 nucleotides long. RefSeq names its product RNA-binding protein Ro60. Gene Ontology annotation, molecular function: RNA binding. Gene Ontology annotation, cellular component: ribonucleoprotein complex. The record is from RefSeq and is a predicted model, not a curated record. Lineage: Eukaryota; Metazoa; Arthropoda; Arachnida; Mesostigmata; Varroidae.